Messenger RNA from Anguilla rostrata (American eel), 1092 nucleotides. Its product is annotated as leukocyte immunoglobulin-like receptor subfamily A member 4. The record is from RefSeq and is a predicted model, not a curated record. Gene Ontology annotation, cellular component: plasma membrane. Gene Ontology annotation, biological process: cell surface receptor signaling pathway. NCBI's taxonomy places the organism in Eukaryota, Metazoa, Chordata, Actinopteri, Anguilliformes, Anguillidae. The coding region runs from base 1 to 1092 and encodes 363 amino acids. The transcript has 5 exons. Gene Ontology annotation, molecular function: transmembrane signaling receptor activity.
AUGACCUGGAAUAAUCCCCCCAGUGGAGAGCUGUACACAGGAGAGAGAGUGACCCUGAGCUGUGGGUUUGGGGGCGAUCCUGCUGGCUGGGAGUAUCUCUGGUACAAAGACACACUGAGACACACUGUGCCCAACACUGACAGCAGCAGGACUGAUGGGUCCAGUUUCACCAUCAGCUCUGCUGCUCUGGCCCACAGUGGAGAGUACCGGUGUAGAGCUGCAAGAGGAAGAAAACCUUUUUACUCAGACUACAGCGAUCCUCUGACUUUAGAAAUAUCUGCUCUCCCACAAGCUCAGCUGACCGUGCAGUCUGGAUGGACAGACGUCUUCCCCACUGAAACAGUGACUCUGAGGUGUGUAAUUCAGGGCAGCUCUACAGAGUGGAUGUAUAAAUGGUACAGAGAUGGACGGGAGCUUCCUGCAGACAAAGCUGACUCCAGCAGUGUAAAUGGAGACACAUACACAAUCCUCUCUGCUGAUCAGUCACAUGCUGGACUGUACACCUGCAGAGGAGAACUUACAAGGAGAGCAUCUGUACACUCUCUGGUUAGCAGCCCUGCUACAUUAAGUGUACGAGGUAAAUAUGAUUUAUUUUCUCUCAACAAUUUGCAUGUCAUGUGUUCUUUCUUUCCAGAUUGGGGAAAUCCAAAACCCGUUAUUACCCAGAAUCCCCCCAGUAGAGCGAUGUACACAGGAGAGAGAGUGACCCUGAGCUGUGGGUUUGGGGGCGAUCCUGCUGGCUGGGAGUAUCUCUGGUACAAAGACACACAGAGACACACUGUGCCCAACACUGACAGCAGCAGGACUGAUGGGUCCAGUUUCACCAUCAGCUCUGCUGCUCUGGCCCACAGUGGAGAGUACCGCUGUAGAGCUGCAAGAGGAGGAAAACCUUUUUACUCAGACUACAGUGAUCCUCUGACUUUAGAAAUAUCUGUUUACCGUGCUGUGGAGAAUGUGGUUCGGAUCUGUGUGAGCGUGGCAGUCCUCCUCUUUCUGUCAAUCAUUGUGAAUCCAGCCUUCUGGAGAUGGGUAUCACGCCGGAAAGUGGUACACAGUGGGGAGGAACUGGCUGACCAAACUGACCAUACCUGA